Molecule: messenger RNA, 1113 nt
Organism: Aspergillus nidulans FGSC A4
Lineage: Eukaryota; Fungi; Ascomycota; Eurotiomycetes; Eurotiales; Aspergillaceae
Exons: 3
Coding region: 1-1113 (370 amino acids)
Source: RefSeq, a predicted model, not a curated record
AUGAAAACUACAACGAAGAGGAUUGUCCUUCGUGGGUUGUUACCCAUUCUUACCCGGGCGUUGAAUGCCCGCGAUAUUAUGAGCAACAAAAUCCCUGAUAUAAGCGAUCCUGACGAAUUUCCAUACUGUAUUUGGUACCCUGAAACCGCCACCGAGGUAACAUACCGCGCUCUGGCCGGUCGAUAUCCUCAAGUGAAAUACCUGAUUGGACGAGCCUGCGCUGUGGCUGGAUAUGUUGGCCUUUUCCAUGAACUUGACCUCCUUCCUCAGUUUCAUAUUGCUGAAGAAGCACGAGAGAAUCAGCAAUGGGAGAUUAAUGAUACGAUCAUGAAGGCUGACAUUCGUUUUAAUGCCAUGAAUGAUUAUACACUGACUGUCUUCAGCCAGCCUAUCAAGGGAUGCCUUAAUGGUGAUACUGCGGUAAGAGCAUACCUGGAUAUCAAGACCAAGUUUAAGGCUCCUCCUGACUUGGACGAUCUUUUGUACGAUGGUGGUCGGAGGACAAGUCACUUUGAUAUCACAGAAGACGACCCAAUCAAUGCUCGUUUCAUCAUGAAUAAUGACCUCUCGCGGAUCACACCAGAAACAAAACAUCUCCCAUACUGCAUUUGGUAUACAUCAGUCCCACAUCCUUCAACCUGCAAGGAGCUCUUCCGUCGCGUGCCGUCCAUGAAGCCUGCAAUUGCAAGAGCUUGCAUUCUUGCCAAUUUCCCGGAGACCUGGGACUUACUAGACGCAGACCCCGAUGAAAACUCGAUGAUGGAUGCACGACAGAGCCACAACCCUAAAUAUCUCCGCGAUCUUGAGUCGAAGAUUCCAACACGUGGAUGCCGCCAGUUUCAUGGAUCAAAGUUCCGCGUCGUACCCCGUCAUUGUAUGUUUGACUAUACUAGCAUUGACCCGACCACGAACGUCAGCCACAAUCCAUGUACUGAUUACCUUGUUGGCGUCCCAUACAAUGGGAGGCCUGCAAGCAUGGCACAAAUUGAGCUCACCGCAGCUCUGCCUCACGAGAUGAAGAAACUUAUAAAAGAGCUCUGGGAAAGGGACUACACAACCUUGACAUUUGACGACGAAUACUAUGCAUCCUUGAGAAACAAGGGCAGCCAAUAG